Glossina fuscipes is the source of this 4347-nucleotide messenger RNA. RefSeq names its product syntaxin-binding protein 5 (gene Tomosyn). The record is from RefSeq and is a predicted model, not a curated record. Gene Ontology annotation, biological process: regulation of exocytosis; regulation of protein secretion. The transcript has 23 exons. Bases 1 to 4239 code for a protein of 1412 amino acids. Gene Ontology annotation, cellular component: plasma membrane; cytoplasm; SNARE complex. NCBI's taxonomy places the organism in Eukaryota, Metazoa, Arthropoda, Insecta, Diptera, Glossinidae. Gene Ontology annotation, molecular function: GTPase activator activity; syntaxin binding; myosin II binding.
AUGAAAAAGUUUACAUUCAAAGGAGUUUUGGAUGGAUUUCGACAAACAGUACAACCACAAGCUAUACGACAAGAGCAUGAGAUUCAAGAAACGCUUAAAGCAGAAAAUUUUGCCGUAAGAAAGACAUUUCGCCAUGGAUUCCCUUACUCGCCUACCGCAUUUGCGUUCGAUCCUGUACAGAAACUGUUGGCUAUUGGCGACAAAGCAGGCAAUUUGCGAAUACUUGGAAGGCCUGGUGUUGAUGCAUAUGUAAAACAUGAAGGCGAAUCGGCAUGUGCUGUAAUUUUGGCUGAAUUUAUUGUCAAUGAUGGCGCUCUGGUGACCGUAACGGCAGACGAUACCUUACAUUUGUGGAGUAUACGUCAGAAAGUGCCCGUUGUUGUACAAAGUUUAAAAUUUCAACGUGAACGGGUGACGUGCAUACAUCUACCUGUGCAGAGCAAAUGGUUGUAUGUUGGCACGGAAAAGGGCAACAUUCACGUCGUCAAUAUCGAUACUUUCGCUCUUAGCGGCUACGUUAUUAACUGGAAUAAAGCAAUUGAAGUGGUUAGAGCUACUCAUCCUGGUGCUGUGAUUGCAUUAUGUGAUAAUCCGUUAGAUGCGAAUAAGUUACUAAUGGGAUAUGAAAGUGGUUUGCUGGUGUUAUGGGAUUUAAAGGGUAAAUUUGCGGAAAUACGAUGGCAGGCCGCUGAACCGGUUAAGUCGAUAGCUUGGCAUUAUGAGGGCAAAUAUUUUGUAUCCUCGCAUACUGACGGCACCAUUUGUUCGUGGCCUACACGACCCACACCCAAGCCACAAUCACUUGUUUGUCCACAUGCCAAGACAAACAAAGAUGGUGCAUUGGAGAAAUGCAAAGCCAUUUAUAAAGUCGAUUUAAAAGCUACCGUAACUGGCGAAACUUACACGAUUUUUUCGGGAGGCAUGCCCACAGAUAAGGGUUCCAAAUCGAAUUGCAUUACAGUUAUGGUGGGGAAAACGACAACCGUUUUAGAAAUGGAGCAUGCAGUUGUUGAUUUUAUAAUACUUUGUGAGAAGCCCUGGACGUGCGAAACCCAGGAACCCUAUGCGAUAGCGGUACUCCUACAAUAUGAUUUAGUAUUAAUAGACUUACUUACAUCCGGUUUUCCAUGUUUCGAAUCGCCUUAUCCUAUGGACUUACACGAAUCACCUGUUACAUGUUGCACUUAUUUAACUGAUUGCCCCUCGGAUUUGGUUCCUGCUUUAUACUCAAUUGGUCGUACUACGACAAGCAAGAAGAACGCCUUCUCGGAACGCGAAUGGCCGAUAUCGGGUGGUGAAUGGUCGCCAGCCUCGUGUAGCUAUUCAGAAAUUGUUAUAACUGGUCAUCAAGAUGGUAGUUUAAAGUUCUGGGAUUCUGGCGCCGGCUCAUUGCAGGUUUUAUAUAAAUUUAAAACAGCAAAAUUUUUUGAGAAACCCAAAAAUAUCACCCAUUCCUCGGAUAAUAAUAUUGAGUUUCCGUUUGCUAUACAAAUAAUAUACCUUUGCUCAGAAUCACGACGUCUAUGCGUGGCCGGUUCGAUGGGCCAAGUAAUGUUAUUUAAAUUUCGUAAAGUCGAAACGCAUUCAAGUAUUUUUGUCUUGGAAAUACCCAUAUUUUCCGAUUAUUUUGAUGAUAUUUACGGCACAAGUCCUGAAUUUGAUUUUACACCGCAUCAAGUUCAAAAAUCCGAAUCAAGUGAUUCGGAUAAGGCGGAUGCAGCAAUAAAUGUGAAAUCGGGUCCUUUGCGAAUACCACCUGGUUUUCAUCCGCAAUUAUUCUGCUUUACAUUUGGUCCAAAUAAAAAAUUGGUACAAGUAACAUCGUUAGCCGUUAAUUCAAGUUACGGACUAAUGGCUUAUGGCACCGAAUAUGGUCUUGUUGUUAUCGAUAUUAUACAAAAGAAUUAUUUAUUAAGUGUUGCCUGUCCGGAUCUGUAUGGCGGUCAAGAUCCGUAUUCGAGGACACCAAAGAGUCCUAAACGCUUAGAAAGUAAAGAUGAACAGAGCCGUUCACCAAGUUCUGAUCAGCUAAAUGACACUACAAGUCCUGAUAGCCCAUCUAUCGAAUUUAUACCAGAAGUUAAUGAGGAAGCGUUGUUGUCAAAUCAAAAUCAAAAUAGUUCGUCACGUCCGAUCACACCUGAAACCAAUGAUAGGAAUGCAGUUACAAUAACUAAUGCCAGCUUAGCGACCGGACUUGGUGUUGCGGUUGCUAGGACCACUGGCGGCGCAAUACCGAAGAGUCCGUUACGCGAAGGUAUACCAACUGUGCCGGCGGGCAAAGAUUUGCAAGAGCGUCGCAAAUCAAUGUCAUGGAAAACGUUCAAUUUAAAGCGUCAAUUAUCUCGAGUCAAUAUGAAAAUCGGCAUUGGAUUAAACAACGAAAACGAAGCAAUUACCGGUAAAGGCGGUGGAGGCAGUGCGAUAUUUUAUACUCAGAAGGAAUGCUCUCCAGAGGAGGAAGAUCAAUCACCAUCUAAAGAACCAAUCGUUGUGGGUGUCGAGUGCCGGGAGAGUAUGUCCGAAAGUAUUAUGGGAGAUGCAAUCGAUGCCCAGAGUGAGAAUACUUUCUCAGAGGAUUCCAGAGAGCAAUACAGCAGGGCAGAAACGAAUCAGGAGAUUUUUAAAAAAGUCGACUUUAUGCCCGAAUCAGAAGAGAGCGACGAUAAGCAAGCCUCAAGACCAAAUAACUUGCCACUAGUAUCUAGUGGCGGCAACGCAAGCACCUCAAUUACGACAAGUGCAGUAGGCGUUCUUGGCGAAACGGGUAUACCGGUUAAACCGCCUCGACAAAAAUCCAAAGAGAAACGCGAUCAGCGUUUACUCUCAGUACCAAAUAUUAAAUAUCAAUCGCGCGAUAUGCGCUCACGCACAACUGUACGUAACGAUUCGUCUCCUUCGUUCAGCGGAAAUAAAACAAAAAAAACACAAAAAUUGGAUGGAUCGUUUUCGAGGUCAAGAUCUUCGUCCAUGUCAAGCAUAGACAUGUCUUCCACGGAAUCUGUUACCUGUUUAGCUUUUAUGGAGAGCUUUGCCAAAUUAAAAGAUGUAUUUUCUUUAGUUCCCACUUUAUGGAUUGGUACCAGUUUCGGUUCGGUGCUGACAUUAUUAUUUAAUAUACCCGAACGUGAUGUUAGAAGCUUGCAACCGAUCUCUAUCACUCUAAAUGGUAAACCUAUUCUGCGUUUAAAAGGCUCAAUAACGUCGAUGUCAUUUUUGGAUUCAUUUGGCGCAAUUAUACCAUCUUCCUAUGAACCGUGGCGUAACGAUAGUAAAGAUACUAAAGAUAAUGAUUGUAGUCUUCAAUUGAGUCCGACACGGACGCCAACAACUGCCAAUACAACAUCAAACACAUCCGGGGGAAAUGUGAGUAGCAGUGCGAGCAGUAGCGGCAUUAGUGGCAGCGUUAGCACCGGUCUUGAUACAAUUGCCGAUCGACAAUUUGUUGUUGUGGCCAGCGAUAAACAAACAAAGGUCUUCGAUAUUGUUAAUCAAUGUUGCGUUAAUCGUAUACAUUUGUCUGAAAUGGAUUUUGCAGUUAAGGCGGAAACUAUUUCAAUGAAAGGCGGUACCUGCUUGGUGACCUAUCUUUCAAAUGGACAUUUAUUGGUUCAUAGUCUUCCUAGUUUAAAAUUGUUAUUAGAUGCUGAUUUCUUACCGCUCAUGGAUUUAAGUUUUCAAACUAAAUGCAAACAGGGAAUAGUGGAUCCAAUGCUUUCGAUAUGGGGUCAACAAAUCAUUGUCCACGAAGAUACAACACAAAUUUCUAAAAUUUUUUGCUUCAGUAAUAAAGGUCAUGGUUUGUACAUGGCGUCACCCACCGAAAUUCAAAAGUUUACCAUAUCUGCAGAAUUUUGUCAAUUUAUCACGGAAAUGUUGGGUUCACUCUUUACGGUGCGAGAGAUGCCAGAGCAGCCAAAAGAAAGCUUUUUUAAAGGUCUAUUUGGUGGCGGUACCAAAAGUAUCGACAGGGAGGAACUAUUUGGUGAACAAAGUGGCAAAGCAAAUCGUUCUGUAGCUAAACACAUUCCCGGUCCUACAUUGGAUCAGCUGGGUCAGCGUGCUUCAACCGCGGCCUCGGAAAUUAGUCGCGCUCAUCAGCUAGCCAUGGAACGUGGCGAAAAGCUAAAUUUACUUGAAGAGCGUGCGGAACGCAUGGCGAAUCAAGCUCAAGAUUUCAGUGGCACAGCACAUCAAUUAAUGCUUAGAUACAAAGAUAAGAAAUGGUAUCAGUUGUAAAAUAUUUAUACUUUAGGAGCCAAUUCUACCACAGUUAUUGUAAUAUUGCUUUUAUAACACUUUCUACUACAUUUGAGAAAAAACAAAAAAAAAAAAAAAGAAAAGAAC